Molecule: messenger RNA, 1350 nt
Organism: Penicillium oxalicum
Lineage: Eukaryota; Fungi; Ascomycota; Eurotiomycetes; Eurotiales; Aspergillaceae
Product: nucleoside transmembrane transporter FUN26
Exons: 2
Coding region: 1-1350 (449 amino acids)
Biological process (GO): nucleoside transmembrane transport
Cellular component (GO): fungal-type vacuole membrane; plasma membrane
Molecular function (GO): nicotinamide riboside transmembrane transporter activity; nucleobase transmembrane transporter activity
Source: RefSeq, a predicted model, not a curated record
AUGGACAGAGUUCGCAGACUGUUUACAGACCAUGUGUCCUACGAGCCGCUGGACGACUCGGCAGAGGUGGACGGCGGAGAAAGUGAAGUUGAUCAUGAGCGCGUGCGGGCACGCUUUUCACGAUUAGAGUACGGUGUGUUCUUUCUGUUGGGUAUUUCGAUGCUAUGGGCAUGGAACAUGUUUUUGGCCGCCGCGACCUACUUCCAUGGUCGCUUUCAGUCCGAUGAAUGGAUCGCAGCGCACUACCAGCCCUCUAUUCUUACAGUUUCUACUCUGACCAAUCUCGGCACCGUCUGGGCCUUUGCUAAAAUGCAAAAGCGACUUUCGUACCCGGCGCGGAUCACGAUCUCACUACUGAUGAACUGCGCCGUUUUCACCCUUCUCGCAUUCUCGACGGUGGUCCUCAAGCACAUUCCAGCUCGGGCAUACUUUGGUUUUUUGAUGGUGAUGGUGUUUGGGGCGAGCUUCGCAGCUGGCUUGAACCAGAAUGGAGUGUUUGCAUAUGUCGCAGGAUAUGGUCGCGAAGAGUACACCGCCGCCAUCAUGAGUGGGCAAGGUGUUGCGGGUGUCCUCCCAUGUGUUGCCCAGAUUGUCUCUGUUCUGGCGGUUCCCCGAUCCGAGAACGACGAGCAGACUGGACACCGUGUUCAGGGAUCAUCGUCGACAUCGGCCUUUAUUUACUUCUUCACCGCGACAGGCGUAUCGGUGUUGACCCUUAUUGCUUUCCUAUACCUGCUUCGGACUCGCUCGAGUCCCAGAGAAGCUGAGACGGAGAGCGACGAGGGUGUCUCAUUGGUGGGCCAUGUCAAGGACAGGUCGGUCGGCUUGUGGGCCCUUUUCAAAAAACUCAAGUACCUGUCUGUGGCUGUGUUUGUAUGCCUCAUGGUCACCAUGAUGUUCUUCCCGGUCUACACUUCGAGAAUCGUCUCGGUGAAUGAUCCAGGGCAGUCUCGCAUGUUUGACUCCAGCGUUUUUAUUCCCCUGGCCUUUCUCUUCUGGAAUGUCGGCGAUCUCGCCGGUCGAGUGCUCGUAUCCUAUCCAGGCCUUUCUCUCGCCCAUCGUCCCAAGGUAGCUCUCACCUUAACGAUCGCCCGGGUCGUCUUCGUGCCUCUGUACCUGCUUUGCAACGUCAAUGGCAGUGGAGCCGCCGUGAAAAGCGACUUCUUCUACCUUGUGGUGGUGCAGCUCUUGUUUGGUGUGACCAACGGCUAUCUGGCGUCGAGUUGCAUGAUGGGUGCCAGUGUGUGGGUGGCUGCCGAUGAGCGAGAAGCCGCCGGAGGCUUUAUGAGCAUGAUGCUUGUUGCCGGACUGGCGGCGGGUAGCUUCUUGAGCUUCCUGAUGGCUAGUUGA